AUGGGCUUGCUGCUGAUUUUAGGUGGCCGUUGCUUCACUGGACAUUACAUCAUAACCAUACCCACAAACAAGUUGGAGGAGCUGACCAAAUGGAGCACUGACAGAGUGACCUCUCUGUUCUUUCACCUGAGCGAGAUCUCCAAGUAUGUCAAGGCAUCCAGUGAAGAUGCCACAGGAGUGUCCCAGACUCUACCUGUAGCUUGUCUAGCAGAUCUUCGACAUGCUUCUGCUCUUGCCAUCAAGCAGUUGGUGGUUAGUCUUGAUUCAGUGGAGCUUCAACGAAGAGGCACAAUCGGGGCUGUAUACUUUCUGAAGCCUCGCAAUAAAACCAGAUCGCACAUCUUGAAGAAGCUUCUAGGUGUGAAGCCAAGCAAGAAACAUCCUCGAGUUCCUCUAUUCAAGGUUGUAUUAAUGAAGACAGCACAGGAACUCUAUACCCACAUUGACAUAUCCCAGCUGACAGCAGAUUUCUGUGGAACCAUACGAUAUAAUCACCAAUCAUGGCUGCACCUGUACAAUGUUGUUAUCAAGUGUGUUGAAGCUUGUCGAGACCUGUUGACAAAACUGCCUAGUGUCCGAGACAAGGUUGAUCUCCUGCAAGAAUAUGAGACUGAAGGACUGUCCUCCAGCCAGGUCCAGCAACUCUUGGCUGACCUGAUAGAAAGGUUCCACAUGAUUCUAUCAGAAUCUUCACUACCUCUGUACCUAACACAGUGUAAGCAGACCCUCUUUCUACUAGACCACCCAUCAUCAGACACCCACCUGUCUCUUGUUCAUCCUGAGCUGGUCAGUGGACUAAGGUUACACCUACGUAACACAUAUACAGAGCUUGACCAAUGGAGCACAGAAUUAGAAGAUGCUUGGAGAGUCACCGAAAAUAGGCUCACAGUCCUGAUACAGUUUUACCGUCACAAGGAAAGGGCCCAAGAGAUUGAACGCAAGAUCUGCAAGCUUUUCCAUCCACUCCUGCGAGAGCACCCGAUUGUGGGAAAGACAUUAAGCCAGGCUGAACUCUACCGUGCCCACUUCACUACUACACUGUAUGACCCAGCCAAGGAACUUCUAAGCCAGGCCACAGAAAUCUUGGCAGCCGUCCAGAGACUAAAAACUGAUGACAUCUCGGACAUCAGUCGGUGUCUGACCACCAGCAUUCAACCUUUCGCCACCCAGCUGCAGCAGCUCCAGCAGCUGUAUGUCAGCGUACACAUCUUCCAUCUGCUCUUUGAGAAG
Messenger RNA from Candidula unifasciata, 1230 nucleotides. Lineage: Eukaryota; Metazoa; Mollusca; Gastropoda; Stylommatophora; Geomitridae. The record is from the annotation of a GenBank genome assembly.